CCUCCCUGCGGCCAGGCCUGGCUCCUCCCCCUCUCUGCACCCCGCUCCCCGCCGGGCUCCGCUGGACUCUCCCGGGUCUGGGCUCACGGCCCCUCCGUGUGCUUUGCUCCCCGUCCCGCAGAUCUGCAGGCUUCUGGAGGCCGUGGGAAGCCCGAGGCCGGCGGGAGGACCGGGCGCCGCGCCACGCUGCGGAGAUGCCCGGUGGCCAUGGAAUGAUCGCAGCCCCAGGAAAGCCUUCCCAAUUCAGACACCCGCUCAGGUACCUUUAAAACAAGGCAGAAGUCUUAUGGAUUGGAUUCGAUUGACCAAAAGUGGGAAAGACCUAACAGGAUUGAAAGGCAGGCUAAUUGAAGUCACUGAAGAAGAACUUAAGAAACACAAUAAAAAAGAUGACUGUUGGAUAUGUAUAAGAGGGUUUGUUUAUAAUGUCAGCCCAUAUAUGGAAUAUCAUCCUGGUGGAGAAGAUGAGCUAAUGAGAGCAGCAGGAUCAGAUGGUACUGACCUUUUCAAUCAGGUUCACCGUUGGGUCAAUUAUGAAUCCAUGCUGAAAGAAUGUCUGGUUGGCAGAAUGGCAGUUAAACCUGCAGUUCCAAAAGAAUGUGAUGAAGAAAAGAGAGCCUUAAAUGGUAUGUUUCCCAAGACCCAAGUGGCACAUACACUUGCCGAAGAAGGUCUUAAUUCCCCAAGCUAUGACUGGUUCCAAACAGACUCUUUAGUAACCAUUGUCAUAUAUACUAAACAAAAGGAUAUCAGUUUAGAUUCAGUAAUAGUUGAUCAUCAAGAUGAUUCCUUUAGAGCAGAAGCAAUUAUCAAGGAUCAUUCAUAUUUUAUACAUGUUGGGCUAAGCCAUGAGGUUGAGGAAACUUUUUCUGUGCGAGUUGUUGAGAAUGUGGGAAAAAUAGAGAUUGUCCUUAAAAAAAAGGGAAAUACUUUAUGGAAAUGUCUUGGCCUUCCUCUGGAGAAGCAUAAUGUCCUUAUUCCAAAGAAAGAUACAGGUUUGUACUUCAGAAAGUGCCAGUUAGUUUCCAAGGAAGAUGUCACCCAUGAUACGAAGCUUUUCUGUUUGAUGCUGCCACCAAGCACUCAUCUCCAGGUGCCAAUUGGGCAACAUGUUUACCUCAAGGUAACUAUCACAGGAACAGAAAUUGUAAAGCCAUAUACACCUGUAUCUUCUUCCUUACUCUCAGAGUUCAAAGAACCAGUUCUUCCCAACAAUAAAUACAUCUACUUUUUGAUCAAAAUCUAUCCUGCUGGACUUCUCACACCAGAACUUGAUCAUCUUCAGAUUGGAGAUUUUGUUUCUGUAAGCGGUCCUGAGGGCAAUUUUAAAAAAUCCAAACUCCAGGAAUUAGAAGAUCUCUUUUUAGUGGCAGCUGGAACAGGCUUCACACCGAUGGUUAAAAUACUGAAUUAUGCUUUGAGUAAUGUACCCAGUCUCAGGAAGUUGAAGUUAUUGUUCUUCAAUAAAACAGAGGAUGAUAUAAUUUGGAGAAACCAAUUGGAAAAAUUAGCACUUAAGGACAAAAGAUUUGAUGUUGAAUAUAUUCUCUCAGCACCAACGUCUGCAUGGAAUGGCAAGCAUGGACAAAUUUCACCAGCUGUUCUUUCUGAAUUUUUGAAACGAAGUUUAGAAAACUCCAGAGUCCUCCUCUGCAUUUGUGGGCCAACACCAUUUACAGAGCAAGGAAUAACGUUGCUGCAUGAUCUUUACUUUUCCAAAGAUGAAAUCCACAGUUUUACAGCAUAAUGAAGAACUGUCAUUUUCAUUUACUUCAGCUAAUUUAUCUAUAUUUGUGAUCGCUUAGAAAUUUUUUAAGAGAAAAUAUUUGUAAGUACUACAAGGUUAACUAGAAUCCAGUUUUCAGUUUCUUAAAUGAAAUCAAAUAUUCCUUCAGUACAUAUUACUUGUUGGCUUUAUUUUAUACCAUAACUUAUUUUACUAUUAAUAUUUUACCUGGAAAGGCAGUCAUAGUUAUAGAUACAUAUAAGAUUCUUUAUUAUGAAUUACAAAUUUCCUUAAUGUUGAAACUGUAUCACUGUUUUAAAAUAAGCAGCUAUGUUUUAUGACAUAAUAAAGUAAAUGAUCACUUUGAUCACAUUUCUAUGCUAUAAAUUAUUAGCAAUACAGAGUGAAUUUUACAUUGCACUUUUAACUCAGGAAAUGAUCAUUUAUGUCCUUGUUAUUAUUAUUAAAACAUGAAAUUCUGUAACUUAUUGAAUGAUCCAAGUAAUUUUGUGUAUAUAUUUGGCAUCGAAUCAGAAUAAAAUUGUACUUAAGUACUUCUUAAUCCUUGUGGUAAAAAAUGUGGUUAAAUGCAACAACAUUAGGCUAAUGUCUUAAAAAGAGAAUUUUUUAAAGCACCAAUAAAAGAUACUGGAGAUAUUUCAUACAUGCUAUUUUGGACUAGUCUGUUAGAGAGCUUUAAAGGGGCUUAACAGCUAUUUUGAUUCUUAAUCAAAACCAAAGGCAUCAAAAAGAGAAUGGAAAAAAUUUUUUAAAAAAGAGAAUGAAAGUGUACUGUUUAGUCUAUGGCCUAAAAUAAUCAUAUUGAGCUUUGGAAUGAGUUACAUUUUAAUUCUUUUUGAGCCCAUCCAAAACACCUAGGAAAUGAUAACUAUGCAGUCCUAGAUUUGGCUUCUCUCUCCAGCGGGCUGCUCUUUCCCCAGCUGGCAGUUCGGCAGGGAGCCCUCUGAGGCUCUGCUGGGUUGGGCAGCUCACUCGGCUUGCUGCUGUGCCAACCUUCAUGUCUUCCCUGACUGGGAUUCAGCAAAAGAUGUAAUCAAAGUCACUGGAAGCUUUCCAUGAAGAAACUUGAAUGUACAGAUAGCUACAACAUAAGCUAAAUUGAAUUUUUCAUUUCUUUUUAUUUCUCAUUUUCUUUUAUAUGUAGGUCUUUAUGGGACAAGGAAGUGGAUUUUCAGAUUUAAACACUGAAACAAGCAAAAUCAAAUUAGUGUUAUCUAUAAAUGAGUAUUGAAUAGAAAAAUAGUAUUUAAUAUUUGGAAUGUUGAAACAUCUCAGAAAAACCAUGUGACAUUAUGUUUGAGGCAACAUUUGUGUAACUCUCAUGUCCAGAGAAAAUGUUAGUUUUUAGUUAUGUUAUAUAUUAACUUUUUAAGUCAGGAAUUCCACAAUGCAAAAUAAGUUCAGUUCAGUGCUACGAAAGUUAUGCAGAGAUGUAAACUCUACUGCUAGACAAACCUGGAAAGGCAGAAUGCUUACUAAGUAUGUGAUAGUAACACAAAUAUCAAUAAAAAAAGCCCAACAGUAAAAAAAUUGUAAGUAUCAAUAUAGCUAUCUUAUUAUAGAAACCAUAGUACCAUCAGUCAAAAAAACAAGAUCAUUGUUUUCAUUAUUCUUUCUAAGUCUUUUCUAUAAACAUAGUGGCUACUUGUUAUUUUUUAUCCUUAAUUUCCCUGUAAACAAAUUUACUGCUACUGAGCCCUACUUUCUAACACAUUAGCAUCAUUUUCCAAUUGUAUUAAUGAAAACGCAUCAAAGCUUUCAAAGCUAUUAAUGGUUUCAUGGAACUUUAAAAUCUAGUUCUAAGUAAUUGGCUAGUGAAAUUUAUUUGUAAAUAACCAUCGUACACCAAUGUUAUUAUCAAAUGUAAACAUGGCACUUAACAUGCUUACAGUUUUUUAAAAAGCUGGAAUAUAUACUUUAUAAUAUAUCUGAAACAUUAUCAAAUAUUUUGACAGUGUUGUUACUAAUACACUUUAUGUGUAGCAGUAAAAAUAGAAAUUUUUAACCAGAGUACAUUUGUCAAAACUGAAUUUUAAAUUUUCUUUUUGAAUUUUUCAUUUUAAUGCAGCAACAGUGUUUGCAAGAGGUGGAGGGUAAGCCAGGCAUGGUGGCUCACGCCUGUAAUCCCAGCACUCGGGAGGCCGAGGCAGGAGGAUCGUUGUGAGUUCGAGACCAGCCUGGGCUACAAAGUGAGCUCAAGGCCAGCCUGAACUGCACAGUGAGACCCUGUCUCAAAAAGACAAAAAAAAAAAAAAAAAACAAGAAGUGGAGGGUGGGAGGAAUCUCCAAUUUCUCUGUAACUGAUUUUGUAAAUUACUAAAGCUUCACUAAAUGAUGGUGUAUGCUCAAGAGGAACACAAUAUUAACAUUCCCUAAAUUACAAACACCCAUCUUGUAAAGUUCUUCGUGUGCAAAUGGCUGGGUAGAAAUGAUCAGUUUUUCCUGUGCUUCCUAUUUCUGUAACCAGGUCCACCUUUAAUGUCAUUAUCCCAGCAGCAACCUGGCUGUCCCAGGCCGGCAGCACAUUGUGGUGGCUAACAGGAGGAUUCUAAGCUGCAUGCCCCUCUAUCACCUUAUCUUUUUUUUUUCUUUCUUUCUAAAAGACAUCAUGGGCCAAAAUCGUUUUGUAAUUAUUAUUUUGUAAUUAUCAAUUAUUCGCUACCUUAGCCAGCCAGUCAACCUUUCAAAGUUUUUUCUCUUCAGUCCUUUUCUAGAUACCAUAGCCUUCUGUUAUUCUUUCUGUAUAUCUUUCUAUAUUUAAUUUAGUGUAUUUUGCUUAUUUAUUUAUUUAUUUAUUUAUUUAUUUUUGCAGUGCUGGGGAAUCAAACCCAGAAGCUCGUAUAUACUAGGCAAACCCUGUACCACUAAGUUUUCAUUGUGUUUUAAAACAACACAACUCAAAGCCUAUAAGCAUCUUUUGGGUUAAUCUCUGUUCACAUGAAGAUUGUCAAUUAUCGGUUACAUGUUAAUAAUUCCCAGGUUGUGGUCUCUAAUUUGAGAAUCUACUGAGGUUCUUGAUUAGUUUUCAAUAUCCAGUUACCUCCUAAAAACCAUCUGGAUUUCCCAUAAGCUCCUCAGGCUCAACAUGUUCCCAAGUAAACGUUCUCCAUGAUUAUCUCUUCCCAAAUUUGUACUUCCUCUUGUAUUCUCUAUUCUUCCUACUCAGCUCUUCAAAAACUAUUAAGAAUCAACACCAGUGUCUCUUGCUGUCCAAUCUGACUCUAUUCCACACCAGCUAACCCUCUCCCAUCAUUUGUCAGCUAAAUUAAUAUAGUGCCCUGAUCAUUGGUCUUCCUGUUGUAUAGUUUACACUAUUUGGAUUUGUUGCUAAUAAAUUAUAAAAGUGAAAUCAUAA
Messenger RNA from Cavia porcellus (domestic guinea pig), 5102 nucleotides. RefSeq names its product cytochrome b5 reductase 4. The transcript is spliced from 17 exons. NCBI's taxonomy places the organism in Eukaryota, Metazoa, Chordata, Mammalia, Rodentia, Caviidae. Gene Ontology annotation, biological process: superoxide metabolic process; generation of precursor metabolites and energy. Bases 287 to 1747 code for a protein of 486 amino acids. Gene Ontology annotation, cellular component: endoplasmic reticulum. Gene Ontology annotation, molecular function: cytochrome-b5 reductase activity, acting on NAD(P)H; FAD binding; heme binding. The record is from RefSeq and is a predicted model, not a curated record.